Messenger RNA from Drosophila nasuta, 1592 nucleotides. Its product is annotated as plasma membrane ascorbate-dependent reductase CYBRD1. The record is from RefSeq and is a predicted model, not a curated record. Gene Ontology annotation, molecular function: oxidoreductase activity. The transcript has 4 exons. The coding region runs from base 197 to 1216 and encodes 339 amino acids. Lineage: Eukaryota; Metazoa; Arthropoda; Insecta; Diptera; Drosophilidae.
GCAUUGCACUUUGAGGUGCUCGGUUGGUUGUAUUCGCAUUUCGUUGCAUUUGCAUACGUGUGUGUGUGUGUAUUGUUUUAUUUUGUCUAACUAGCGACACUGCUAUUGCCUGUGCAUGCAAAUUAAAAGGGGACAACACGCAAUUAGACAGCGGGAGUACGUGUAUUGAUUUUCAAGUGUAACUAAAAGUGUGACCAUGUCAAAGGAUUUGGAUAUUGAGCAGGCGGCGCAGACGACGGCAACGUCAACGCCGACAGCGGCGCCAACAACGACCUCAAUUGAAGUCAAAGCCGAGCCUGUUGCUGUUGUUGAAUUGGCAGCGGCAGCAGCAGCAGCGAAUGGCGAAAAUAAUGGCAAGGCUGAUCAGCAACAACAACAACAACCGCAAGCAGUGACAGCGGCGGUAACAACAACAAUAACAGAACAAGUGCAGCCAACAGUUGCGGCUGCCGAUGCGGUCGCAAGUAAAGGCGGCAACAACAAGUCCACUAUGGAUCCGGCACUGAUCAACUUCAAGGUGCUCUAUGUGCUGACACAGCUGUGUGGCCUGACAAUGAUUGUGUUGGUUGGCACCUGGAUUGGCCAGCAUUAUGGUGGCUUAGGUGGCUCAUCGAAUCCCAAGCUCGAAUUUAACUGGCAUCCAUUAUUUAUGACCAUUGGUUUCAUCUACUUGUAUGGCAAUUCUAUUUUGGUGUAUCGCGGUUUUCGCACCACGCGCAAGAAGACACUGAAGCUCACCCACGCUGGCAUACAUAUGGCUGCCUUCAUACUCACGGUGAUUGCCCUGAAGACGGUAUUCGAUUCGCAUAAUCUGGCCGAUCCCCCAAUUCCCAAUAUGUACUCGCUGCACUCGUGGUUGGGCCUGUCGGCUGUGAUCAUCUUUGGUUUGCAGUAUGUGGCUGGUUUCACCGCCUUCCUGGUGCCGGGCAUGCGGGAGAACUACAAGAUUGCUCUGAUGCCACUUCACAUCUAUUUCGGACUCUUUGGCUUUGUGUUGGCCAUUGCAAGCGCUGUGAUGGGACUCACUGAGAAGGCCAUCUUCUCUCUGGGUGCCAACUAUUCCACAUUGCCUGCGGCUGGAGUGCUGGCCAACAUUAUUGGCGUUCUCUAUGUGAUCUUCGGUGCUCUCGUUGUUUACCUGGCCACAGAGCCAUCCUACAAGCGCAAACCUCUGCCCGAGGACACGGCUCUGCUCGCCAGCAAUGGCGCCGAGUAGGUCUCGAACCAUCUACCAUUUACUUAAGCUCAAAACUGUGCACAAAACGUUUAUAUAUAUAUAUGUUAUGUAUAACAAAUUCCCCAAGAGAGCGAGUGAGCGAGAGAGAGAUUUAUUUGUGGAUUUUUUGUUCUGCUCAGCAACAGAAAUGUUAAAGUUAAAGUUACAUUUUUUAAUUAUAAUAGUGAAUAAUUUAUAAACAAAUGAUUUGUUUGUGUGACGAAAAGUUACCUGCCUGUUUACCCGUAACGUGACUCGAUCUGACAUCUGUAUUAUACGAAUAUUUGUAAUAUAUAUCCAUUUAUAUAUAUCUAUAUCUAUAUGUAUCUAUUUACCGUAAAUAAAAUUCUGUAAUCAGAACGCAUUCGCUACCAAA